AUGGAAUAACCGAGAAAAAAACAUUCAGUGCUGAUUACAAAAUGAUAGUAAAGAAAUUUUAUAAAAGUUUUCCUUUUUUUCCGGACAAAGUAUACAAAAUGUCUUAAUAUUUAGAAAUUUUGCUCUCAAACAGAAUGCAGGGUUUAUAAACAACGAUGGAAAAAGUUUUAGUAAAAUUUUGGUAGCAAACAGAGGAGAAAUUGCGUGUAGAAUUAUAAAAACCGCUAAAAAGAUGAAUAUAAAAACAGUGGCUGUUUAUUCCGAAGCUGAUGCAUAUUCUCCCCAUGUGAAGCUAGCCGACGAAUCAGUUUUUUUGGGGCCAUCAGUGGCGUCCGACUCCUACUUAAAUAUAAAAAAAAUUAUAGAUGCGAUUAAAUUUACGGGUGCUGAGGCGGUUCAUCCAGGUUACGGUUUCUUGUCAGAGAACGCAUCUUUCGUUUCUCAACUGGAAAAUGAAAGAAUUAUUUUCAUAGGACCUUCAGCUAAAGUAAUUAAUAAACUCGGUGACAAAUUAGCAUCAAAGAGACUUGCUCAAAAUGCAGGCGUUAACGUAAUUCCAGGAUUCGACGGCGAAAUAAGGGAUGCUAAACACUGUGUUGAAAUAGCUCGGCAAAUUGGAUAUCCUGUAAUGAUAAAGGCAUCUGCUGGUGGCGGUGGUAAAGGAAUGAGAAUUGCAAGAAACGACGACGAUGCAAGGAAUGGCUUUCAAAUGUCAACUGAAGAAGCUGCUUCCAGCUUUGGAGAUAAUCGUAUUUUACUUGAGAAACUUAUAGAAAGCCCUAGGCACAUUGAAAUACAAGUUUUGGGAGAUAACUACGGCAAUAUUAUUUACCUAAAUGAGAGAGAGUGCAGCAUUCAGCGCAGAAAUCAAAAAAUUAUUGAGGAAGCGCCUAGUAUGUUUCUGGACAAUGGUAUUAGAAGGGCUAUGGGUGAACAGGCCGUUAAACUUUGCACCGAAAUUGGUUACUGUUCUGCAGGAACAGUCGAGUUUUUAGUUGACAAGAAUCGCGAUUUUUAUUUCUUGGAAAUGAACACACGACUACAAGUGGAGCAUCCUGUUACAGAGGCGAUAACAGGGGUCGACAUAGUGCAACAAAUGAUACAAAUUGCUCAAGGACUUCCACUUGAUCUAACUCAAGAAGACGUAAAAAUUAACGGACAUGCCAUAGAAUGUCGAAUUUACGCCGAGGAUCCUUACAAAAACCUUGGUUCCCCCAGUAUUGGAAAACUUUUUAAAUAUAGAGAGCCGAAUAGGGUUCAGGGAAUAAGAUGUGAUAGUGGUGUUGAAGAAGGCAGCGAAAUCACUUUCUAUUACGAUUCAAUGAUCUGCAAACUAAUAUGUUUUGGAAAAAAUCGACAAGAGGCUAUCAAGAAAAGCAUAGAAGCACUUGAUUAUUACGUUAUAAGGGGAGUUACGCACAAUAUUCCACUUUUAAGGAGUAUCCUGUGUCAUCAACGGUUUGCAAUCGGGAAUUUAAACACAAAUUUUUUAUCUGAGAUUUAUUCAAACGGUUUUGAACGUCACAAACUUAAUUUACAAGAAAAAAAUAAACUACUAGCUAUAGCGUCAGCUUUGUACGUUAGAAAUGAUUCGAGAAACCGACAUUUUUUAAAUAAUCCCAAGCCCCACAUUCACAAAAACAAAUGGAAUGUUGCUAUAAAACUCAAUAAUGACACUCACACUGUACACAUUCACAAACAAAGUGGUUUUGUUGUAAUAAAAAUCAAUGAUUCCAAACAGUACAAAAUAAAUGAAAUGGAUAUAAAUUUAGCUGAACCGGUGACAGAAAUUAAAUUAAAUGAAGAGGAAGCUGUUGUACAAUUGAUUUCUAGAAACCCUAGCGGUGAUUACAAAAUUUCUUACCUUGGAACUGUCUACAAUUUAAAUAUAAUUCCCAAGAAAGCGGCGGAUUUGUUACAUUUAAUGCCCCAAGAACUUCAAGCAGAUAUAUCUAAAACAAUUAAAUCUCCGAUGCCAGGUUUAAUUAAAAGUUUAUCUUGUAAAGAAGGCGAUUGUAUAACCGAGGGCCAAGAAUUGUGUACAAUUGAAGCCAUGAAGAUGCAAAACUCCAUAAUGGCAAUCACUUCUGGGAAAAUUAAAACGAUUUAUAUCAGAGAGGGCAGUGUAGUUAGUGAUAACGACAUUUUAAUCGACUUGGAAUAAACUUUUUUCAACUCGAAAAAAGUAGCAUUAUUUCACAUUACCAACACAUACAGGGUGUCCCAACGAGUUGAAAAAGUCCAUUAGUGACGUUUAAAUAGUAGAAUUUAUGUAGGACAUAGUCUAUCGCCUAAAUUUAUUUUC
Tribolium madens (black flour beetle) is the source of this 2305-nucleotide messenger RNA. Its product is annotated as propionyl-CoA carboxylase alpha chain, mitochondrial-like. Gene Ontology annotation, molecular function: propionyl-CoA carboxylase activity; metal ion binding; ATP binding. The record is from RefSeq and is a predicted model, not a curated record. Gene Ontology annotation, cellular component: mitochondrion. The transcript is spliced from 7 exons. The coding region runs from base 233 to 2164 and encodes 643 amino acids. NCBI's taxonomy places the organism in Eukaryota, Metazoa, Arthropoda, Insecta, Coleoptera, Tenebrionidae.